ACGUUAGAAGUUUGAACCCGAACACAUGACCCGAAUCCACACCACAUGUCAACAUGACAACAUGCCAGCCAUUCUGCCAAAAACAUUCUUCAACUCUUGACUCCCUCACUCACUCCCAUUCUGCAUCUCAACCCCCAACAAAUUCUCGGAAUUUCUGAAUCCCAAUUCAACACCCUUUAAACAAACCCCUUAAAAUCACUGAUUCCAUCAUCAGAUGAUCACAAACAAAUGGCAAAAAGAAGAUGGCUCACUUUAAUCAAGAGGUUUUUCAUCUCAGAAACCUGUCAAAAUAGAUCAAAGGAGAAGAAGAUACGGUGGGUGUUUGGGAGGCAUAAACUGAAGAGGUUAACUUCUCAAUCAGCAGUUAUUGAGAGACCAAAAUCAGCUGAAAAGAAGGUGAAACCUCAAGUUGUUGUUGUGGUUCAAGAAACUGAUGAAUCUAUACAAGUGUUGGUUGAUGAUGGUAAUGCUGCAGCAAUCAAGAUUCAGACGGCUUUUCGGGGGUUUCUUGCAAGGAAAGCACUAAGAGCAUUAAAGGGAGUAGUAAGACUACAAGCUAUGAUUCGCGGGCAUUUAGUUCGACACCAGGCGGUCACAACUCUUAAACGUUUGCAAUCGGUUGUCAACAUUCAAUCACAAACACGUGCCAAGAGAAUCCAAGUGGCAAACUGCAGUUGUCAUGAUAAUUAUCAAGAACAUAGAGGAAAGGAUAUAAAGAAUGUGCAGAUCGAUAUGAACAGUCAGAAAAGGUGGGAUGACAGCAUUUUAACCAAGGAAGAGGAGGGUGCUAUGUUGUUUGGUAAGAGAGAAGCAGCUAUGAAGAGAGAGAGGAUUAGAGAGUAUGCAUUGAGCCACAGGAUGUCUACAGAAUCUGAACAAAGCAAAGUGAAUAUGAAAUGGCGGUACUGGUUAGAACGCUGGGUGGAUACCGAAUUAGCCAAAAGAGAAGAUCUACAAAAUCUCGGAAAAUCCGAAGACUUCGAAAGUCAAAAAGUCAAACUACGGAAUCUGAAGCUAACCGACACACCAAAUCAUCAUCUCCCAAGAACAACCCGUCACAGGAAACAACGUUCCAUUGGAGAAGAACAUUUGGGUUCACCCGUGUUCCCCACUUACAUGGCUGCAACCGAAUCCGCACGAGCCAGAGCGAGAGCCAGAUCAUUGAGCUCACCACGGCUAAGACCAUUAAGUGUUGAUACUUGGUCUGCAAGUAACUCUCCGUAUAAGCAAAAGCUGUUGUCUCCCAUCUCUUCUAUUAAUAGUGAUGCAAGCAGCAUUAGUCAGGUUUGGAAUGCUAACAGGCGGGUUGGAUAUUCUCAGAGAUCACCAAGCUUAAACGGGUUUACGGGUCAUGUGAAAGCAAGCAAAAGUUCAAAAAAUCUCAGCUUUAGUUCAGAGUCUUCAAUGCCAAAUUGGGAUCAGAUUGGCAAUUUAAGAUGAUCCCAUAUGGAUCCAAGAAUAAGGUGUUGAUAUAUAUUUUUAUUAUAUUAUAUUAUUAUAUCUAGUGACGGGUUUUUUUUUUUUUUUUGUAUUUUCGUUAAUUUAAAUGAACUUUCUCAUGAAUUUAUACUUA
Molecule: messenger RNA, 1573 nt
Organism: Helianthus annuus (common sunflower)
Lineage: Eukaryota; Viridiplantae; Streptophyta; Magnoliopsida; Asterales; Asteraceae
Product: protein IQ-DOMAIN 14
Exons: 5
Coding region: 229-1440 (403 amino acids)
Molecular function (GO): protein binding
Source: RefSeq, a predicted model, not a curated record